AUGACAUUUGGACGGUGCUUUCUAAAGUACCCGUAUCGGCAGAUGCUGACGCUUGAGAACGACAGCAAUCUCCCAGGCUGCUAUGCAGUUCUUCCUCAGGAACACAAGAAGGAUGCUCCUGUGUGGUACUCCAGCCCCACGCCAUGCGGGAUUAUCCAGCCUCGCAGCUUGGUGGAGGUCCCGGUUACACUGGAAGCCCAGGUGACGGGAGCACAGGACCCAGUGGCUCGUGUCGCGGUGUUUGGGAGCGAAGGAUCCCCGCUGGCUGGCAAACGCUCGCGCUGGAGGAUUGAACCCAGUAAAGGAGUGAUCCCCCCCGAGACGGAGGUGUCUGUAACCAUCAUCGCAAACUUGGACGACACGGAGAAAUUCAGGGACGAGGUGAACCUGUUCAUAGAGAACAGCCGUUCCUAUGUCAUCCCCGUCCGGGCUGUCGGCAUUGGCACCACCAUUGUCACCGACAAACCCUUUGGUCCGGAGCUCAACUUGGGACGCCACUUCAGCCUGGACCCCUGCUGCUACCACUUCAAGAUGACGAAUAAAGGGCGACGCACCCAAUACCUGUAUUGGACAACAGAAGGUUUCAGCCCAUUUCACCGGCAUCGUCGUCUCCCUGCCAUUGGUGCCACCAAGGGCAAAGAUUCCGCCCAGAACCCCAAACCUGCCUGCCCCGUGUUUAAGCUUCGGCCUCUGAGGAUGGAGCUGAUGCCGGGCAAGACUGUGGAGAUGACGCUGGAAGGCUUCUCCAGCACUCCGCAGGUGGUGAAGGAGCGGCUGCUGUGUCACGCCAUGGUGGGGAGCAAGGCAGGGAAGGCACAGAUCAUGCAAGUGGACGUCACCUGUGAGUUCGUUGCUCCCAUUCUGCAAAUAUCCUGCAGAGAAAUCACUUUCCGGGUGGAGAAGCAACCCAGUGAUGUCCUAACUCUUCAGUACCAGCCUCUUUCAUUAAAAAACAUGUCCUCCCUGCCACUCAGCGUUGUCCUGGCCUUGGAGCAACCCUUCGUGAUCUGCGAUGCGGACCGGCAGCCCCUCCCCGCAGAUGUUCAGCCCAUGAAGCUGGAGAUAGGAGAGGAACUUCAUCUCUCCAUCAGAUUUAACCCUGCUUAUGAAGAGGGUUUGAAUAUCUGGGUAGCAGAGAAGGCUCUGAAGAUACGCUUUCUCGAGCACCCUCAGGAGGAGCAGGUCACCGUUCGGGGAGAAGUCUACUUCCCCAAUCUCCAUUUCCCGACCAUGGCCGUGGACUUUGGGUGCCUCUUGAAUGACACCGAAGCUGUGCGUUAUGUCAGGAUGACAAACUGCAGCCCACUUCCUGUCCGGUACCACUGGUCCUUCCUGAUGGACAGCCACGUGGACCAGAUGAGGUUCAGCCCUCCAGCACCUAAAUUUUUCAUCAAAGCCCAACCACCUAAGAAGGAGGGAGGCCGGUCGGCGUGCUCAGCAUCUGCAGAGAGCAGCUCCAGGGACGGGGGUGCGGAGGAGCCAGCCGAAGCCCUGGCAGCAGCAGUGGGGGAUCCUGCCCAAGAGCCAGCAGCUGGAGAUGACUCCCUGGAAGCAAAGUUGCUGCCGUCCACUGCUGCGGAGCUGGAAGGUACUGCAGAGAUGGAGGGUGCUGCGGAGACUCAGAGCCGGGUGAAGAUCAAGGAGUUGAUGCCGUUCACGGAGGCAGAGCCCCUCACCUUGGGAGUGGAGGAGGUUUUUGACAUCCUGCCGCUGUACGGUGUGCUGCAGCCGGGCGAGAGCCAGCGGGUCACAUUCACCUUCUUUGGCCACGCAAACAUCGUGGCCAGCGUCACGGCACUGUGCAAGGUGGAGGGAGGCCCGACCUAUGAGAUCGCGCUGAGUGGGGAGGCUUCGCUCAUUGACUACCUCCUAGACACCACGGAGAUCGACUGCGGGCUGAAGCUGUUUAACAAAGUCACCAAAGCAGAGGUCACCCUGCAGAACAGCGGCAAGGUGGGCUUCACCUUCGCGGUGCUCAGCCCCAGCGCGGCCACUGCCAACAGCCCUCUGCCCGGCGUGCCCCUGGUUGUGCCCAGCACGGAGUGCCGGGAGUCUUUUGCAGGACUUUCCAGGUCCAAGUGGGUCACCUGGAGCCGAAAGAAAUCUCCCUCAAAGGAGAGGGCAUCUUUCCCAGGACCUACUUGGACCUGCCCAAGAACACCAAAGGAAACAAAAAGUAUGAGAAGAUCCUCCGAGGUGACAGCAAAGGUGGAAGACGACAGCCAGAGGGUCGAAGCAGUGGUUCUGGGGGAGCCUGCAGCCGUGGAGCCACCCAUGAACGACUCGGGCACCGUGUUCGACACUCGGCUGCAGAUGCAGAUGGAGCAGGUGCUGAUGGAGGAACACGCCCUGGAGCAGCAGAAAGCUCUCGCUUCCGGUCCCUCUGAGGAGACUGCCUUUGACCAGCGUGCUCGUCGGAGGCUUCUCAAAGCUGAGCUGCCGGAGGAGUAUGUCCUGGACUUUGGCUAUGUCAUUCUCAGGAACAUCCACACACACGUCAUGAAGAUCACCAACACCAAGCAGUUCCCUGUGUCCUUUCACACCGACGGACGUGUCCUGUGUGACACAGGUUUCAGCGUAGACCUGGACCGUGUGAAGCACCUGCCCUGCUGCAAGACCAAGACAUUUGAAGUGCGCUUCGACCCACCAAGUGCCAAUCUGCCACUGGGAGCCGUGGACGUGCUCCUGCCCAUCAAGGCAGCAAGAGGCCCCACGUUUCACGUCCACCUCCGUGCCAACGUGACUGUGCCAUCCCUCUGCCUCUCCAGGGACAGACUGGAGUUCUCCGCUGUCCAGUGUGGGCAGUGCCAGGAAGAAACCGCCCAGCUCCACAAUCAGCUCCAGGUCCCCUGUAAAUGGUUCAUCACCAUGAAUGAGCCUGUUAAGAAGGUGGACAAACGUUUGCCAGCGAGGGUGCAUCAGAAGCUGCUGCAGGAGUCGAAGGCCAAGCCCUGUGUUUUCAAGGUGCUGCCCUCGGCUGGAGCCCUGGCCCCAGGACAGCACUGCAACGUGCAAGUCAGGCUUUCCCCCCCAGAAGAGAGCCAAGCACUGAGCAUAGAGGAAGACCCUUAUUUCUAG
Gavia stellata (red-throated loon) is the source of this 3078-nucleotide messenger RNA. RefSeq names its product hydrocephalus-inducing protein homolog. Lineage: Eukaryota; Metazoa; Chordata; Aves; Gaviiformes; Gaviidae. Bases 1 to 3078 code for a protein of 1025 amino acids. The record is from RefSeq and is a predicted model, not a curated record. Gene Ontology annotation, cellular component: axoneme. Gene Ontology annotation, biological process: axonemal central apparatus assembly; cilium movement. The transcript is spliced from 19 exons.